CAACUGGUCCCCGCCCGCCCGCAGUCAGCUGAUGGGCCGCCCGUCGCGGAGACCGCCGCCGCCGCUCGAACAUGGCGGCCGAGAUCCACUCCAGGCCGCAGAGCAGCCGCCCGGUGCUGCUGAGCAAGAUCGAGGGGCACCAGGACACCGUCACGGCCGCGCUGCUCAUCCCCAAGGAGGACGGAGUGAUCACGGCCAGCGAAGACAGGACUAUCCGAGUAUGGCUGAAAAGAGACAGCGGUCAGUACUGGCCCAGCAUUUACCACACAAUGGCCUCUCCCUGCUCUGCUAUGGCUUACCAUCAUGAUAGCAGACGGAUAUUUGUGGGCCAGGAUAAUGGAGCCGUGAUGGAAUUUCACGUUUCUGAAGACUUUAAUAAAAUGAACUUUAUCAAGACCUACCCAGCUCAUCAGAACCGGGUGACGGCGAUCAUCUUCGGCCUGGCCACCGAGUGGGUGAUCAGCACUGGCCACGACAAGUGCGUCAGCUGGAUGUGCACCCGCAGCGGGAACAUGCUCGGGAGGCACUUCUUCUCUUCCUGGGCCUCGUGUCUGCAAUAUGACUUUGAUACUCAGUAUGCGUUUGUCGGCGAUUACUCUGGACAGAUCACCCUGCUGAAACUUGAACAGAGCACCUGUUCAGUUAUUACCACCCUUAAAGGACAUGAAGGGAGCAUCGCCUGCCUCUGGUGGGACCCUGUUCAACGGUUACUCUUCUCAGGAGCGUCCGACAACAGCGUCAUCAUGUGGGACAUCGGGGGCAGGAAGGGCCGCACGCUCCUGCUCCAGGGCCACCAUGACAAGGUGCAGGCGCUGUGCUACCUUCAGCUCACGAGGCAGCUGGUCUCCUGCUCCUCGGAUGGUGGAAUUGCAGUGUGGAACAUGGACGUCAGCAGAGAAGAGGCUCCUCAGUGGUUGGAAAGUGAUUCUUGUCAGAAAUGUGAGCAGCCCUUUUUCUGGAAUAUUAAGCAGAUGUGGGACACGAAGACACUGGGGUUGAGACAGCAUCACUGCCGGAAGUGCGGGCAGGCUGUCUGUGGCAAGUGCAGCAGCAAGCGCUCCAGCUACCCCGUUAUGGGCUUCGAGUUCCAGGUCCGAGUCUGCGAUUCCUGCUACGACUCCAUCAAGGACGAGGAUCGGACAUCUCUAGCAACCUUCCACGAAGGAAAACAUAACAUCUCCCACAUGUCCAUGGACGUCGCUAGGGGCCUGAUGGUAACCUGCGGGACCGACCGCGUGGUGAAGAUUUGGGACAUGACGCCUGUGGUGGGCUGCAGUCUGGCCACCGGCUUCUCUCCACACUGAUGCGGGGCCGGCGGGGUCUGAGUCUUCGCGGCGGCCGCCUUCCCCCACACACGACGCUUCCCUCUAGCUCCACAGUCCCUGUCACGUGGAUGGACAGCCAGCCACUAAAAAACAAAUCAGCAUUUUUAUAAAGAACAAAACGUGAGCGUGUGUUUUUGGGCAUUUGUGGAACUAUCCGUGGGGACCGACGUAGUGGGUCCCCGAGGAGUGGAGUUAUUCCAGCGAGACGUCCUGCAAGCGGUGAGCUGACGUGUGCCGAGACGGUAAUUUAGCACACGAGAGUUUCAGAAGAAAAACACUGAACAAAAGAGUUAAAGCCUAGAAGUUUCUUCAAGCAAUUCCAAGUGCAAACACACUCCCCUCCCCCCAGACUUGCCAGGCACCCGGGGGCUCCUGCGCAUCUCCCCGGUCAGAGCAGGGACUCCAGGGAGGAGGACUUGCGUUCUGUCUCGGGGGGGGGGUGCAGGGGUCUUAGGAACCCAGAGACCCUCCUCGUCCACUGGCGUCUGUGAACAUUCCCCACCCCUGGCCACUGACAGACCUCUUCAGGGUACCUGUCCUCUCCGGGUGGGGCAAUGUCUACACUUACUGUGUGGUCUGCUUCAGUUGUUUCCCGUCCCAGCCAGCGUGCCGUGGGCGGACCCUUACGGUUGUCACCACGUGAGCGGUAUGGCGUCUAUACUGACCACGGGAGUCCACCCCCUUCCCUGUCCCCCAAAUGUGCUCUGAGGACAAGACGUCUCUAUGGUGCUGUUAACACGGGACUCGCACAAGCCGCUUGACUUUUUCCUCAUUGCAACUAGGGAUGACUAAUGGCAAACCCAGCUACCAGCGUGACUGGGAUGGGAAACGAGCAGCCCGCUCCGUGGAACAGCCCAGUCCUCCUGAAAGACACAGUCUAUUUGCAGCCCAGGAUGAGCCCCUGUAAAUACCGUGACACUUCAGUAGACACCUCAGAAGAGAACUCCAAAGCUUUUUAAACUAGGUUGACUUUUAAUUACAACUUACUUCAUAGGAAGAAAUCGGUAACCCAGAGCAGUGACUAUUAGCAAUGUCCUGCACAGGUAUUCCCAACUUGUAAGUUACUCCCAGAACAGUUAGCAAAAUCUCUUGCUAUCACGUGGCAUUUUAAUUUAAAAGUUUUUGGCCACUUAGUACCAGGAUUGGGGAAGAGGUAGGAAAUGGGGAGCCUGUCUUUUAAUAUUCAAAUAUUUAUUUGUUUUUAAUGGCAGACUGGGCUUCCCUGGUAGCUCAGACAGUAAAGCGUCUGCCUACUGACAAUGUGGGAGACCCGGGUUUGAUCCCUGGGUCGGGAAGAUCCCCUGGAGAAGGAAAUGGCAACCCACUCCAGUAUUCUUGCCUGGAAAAUCCCAUGGACUGAGGAUCCUGGUAGGCUACAGUCCAUGGGGUCGCAGAGUCGGACACGACUGAGCGACUUCACUUCGACGGUAGAUCAUGUGUCUUGUUACUUUAGGACUAUUUUAAGGAUAGAUUUUAAGAUAGAUAGCAGCAGUAUUUUUGUUAAGUCUUACUAAUGGAUAUAGAAAAAUACUACUGCAUUGCUUUUAGGGGAUCAAACCAAGACAGCAUCAUUCUGUGUGACAUAACUAAGGGACUAAACAGUUUUAAAUAACAGUUGUUAAUGAAAAUGUGUUUUUAAUAACAGUUUAAGACAGGCAAUUAAGAUGUCUUAAUGGCCAGUGGCACAGAUUAGGAAAGGAGGUCAGGUCAUCAUGUUCUAGAAUGAUCUGCAGUAGACAUUGACUUGCCUUCAGAAAUAAGACUGAAGGGUUUUGUUGCUCCUUGUAAUUUUUGUGUUAUAUCACCUGAAAAAGAUGUUUUCUUUCAAAACUUGCCUUAGGCCCUUUGCAGAAUGUGUGUUGCUGACAUAAUCCAGGAGAAAAAUUGAGUGGUGGUAACUUGAACAGUAGUGUUGAAUGUCAGCUUAGUUCAAUUACUGGUUCAGCUCAUACAUACACAGGUGCUAUGCUGGGGAUUCUUGGAAGUCCUGAAAGGAAAAGAGAAUAUGAACUACUCCUUGCCAUGCUGGAGAAUGCUACACAACGGUUUUGCUUUCCUUCAGCCUCUGUAAAAUGUGACUUUAUGAUGUCUGUGGUGGCCUGAGCAGUUCCGUAGCUGUCAAGGAUAUGCCAUAGCUUUUUGACUUCUUUUAAUUUUAACAGAUUCCUAAUGAAAAACCUAAUGUUUCAUAGAGAGUGUAAGGCUGAUCCAGCGCCUCCUUAGGGGUGAAGCUAACAUAAAUCAAGAGGGAGAGGUCUGUGUCAGAAAGAAUUGGAGCCAGGUAUCUGGAAAAGGAAAGGAGAAAGUUUCAAUAUAUUUUCUUUCCACCAGAGCUUACUGCCAUUUUUUGUUUUAAACAUACAUAUGGUAGGCUUGUCUUGUCUCUGUCACACGCAAGGUAGUAAAUGGGGUAAUAUUUUUUAUAGAAGUGGGUAAAAAUUUUAGUGAUUGGGCGCAGAGAGUAUAGACUUCUGGUUAUUGCCUUAUUUUGACUGCAUUACUCUUAAACGUGUCAUUUACAAUAUAUAGUUCUUCAAAUAAUGGUUUACCAGUUUUUCCAUUCCUGAAUACUCCUGCAGAGUCCCUCUUGGGGAUCAUGAAGAACAGAAUGUUAAGAGAAGAUCCUUUUGUUUAGAUCUAGUAUGCGUGGGGUUGCAGAGUGGGACACAACCUAGUGACUGAAAAACAACAACAAAAGGUUCGUGAUCAAGACUUGCCAAUUCCUUCUAAACGUGUUUUAAAAUUGCUCUUUAUUAGUGGAAGUGAUAGGAAUAUACUCUUAUAGCAUUAGAUGGAAGCAGACCAUUCAUUACACUGUAAAUCUGUUUACUGUGUCUUAGUUCUGUCCUGCUGCCUAGAGGCCAUAAACGAAACAUACUACUUUAUACUUUAGAAGGUGGUGUCACUUUGUUUUCCCCCUAUAGCAUUCAGUUUGUUAGAUUUAAACUGUUGAAACUGGCCUGAGUAUGGAAUAAAAUCACAGUGGCUCAGAUUCAUGGAGUUAUUUUCUAAAAUCAGUUUUCAUUAAUUACUUCCUACUUCAUUCCUGGAUCUGGUAUCCCUUAAAAUGUAAGAAACCCGGUUACUAUUAAUGAUAAACCGUCUGCUCAUUAUAAAUGUGAGUUUAACAAAUAAGUAAUACAUGCUGUAUUUGUGUGUCUAUUGCUUAAUUGUUAAUUGUGAGCAGAUCAUUGAACGCCUACUCUAUUUUCUGCAGUUUACUACACAAUAACUCUUUGAGUAAGUUGAUGUUUAAUUGUGCAACAAAUUUAUACUAGAACACAAUUUAAAGUGUUUUUCUCUCUAGACUUUUUUGACUAGGGAGGCAAAGGGCAAUGUUGAUUAGUACAUUUUGUCUUGUACUACUAGCUACGUUUCUAUAAAAUAGGGUGCCCUGCGUGUCCCAGAGAGCUAGAAACCUUUGUUCUUUGCUCCUGUUUGUGGGUUCUGUUUUUGUGUUUUUUUGAGAACAUGCGUACAAUAAAGUGUUCCUUGCUUGUUA
This is a messenger RNA of Cervus elaphus (red deer), 4827 nucleotides long. RefSeq names its product WD repeat and FYVE domain containing 1 (gene WDFY1). Bases 72 to 1304 code for a protein of 410 amino acids. The transcript is spliced from 12 exons. Gene Ontology annotation, molecular function: protein binding; metal ion binding. NCBI's taxonomy places the organism in Eukaryota, Metazoa, Chordata, Mammalia, Artiodactyla, Cervidae. The record is from RefSeq and is a predicted model, not a curated record.